Molecule: messenger RNA, 2652 nt
Organism: Penicillium cataractarum
Lineage: Eukaryota; Fungi; Ascomycota; Eurotiomycetes; Eurotiales; Aspergillaceae
Product: Nitrogen regulatory protein nrfA
Exons: 2
Coding region: 1-2652 (883 amino acids)
Biological process (GO): nitrate assimilation; positive regulation of transcription by RNA polymerase II; negative regulation of transcription by RNA polymerase II
Cellular component (GO): nucleus
Molecular function (GO): RNA polymerase II cis-regulatory region sequence-specific DNA binding; DNA-binding transcription factor activity, RNA polymerase II-specific; zinc ion binding
Source: RefSeq, a predicted model, not a curated record
AUGGAGGGAAUGAAUGGAGGGCAAGGGCACGGGCAUGGCUAUGGACAUGGGCAUGGAGGAGUCCGACCGUCGCAGCCGUCCGCGCUGGCCUUCCCAGGAAUCGACAUCGACUCACAUAUGAUGUCCGACGACUUUACCUUCGGCUCCGCCUUCAGUCCGGCCAACUCGACGUCCAACUCCAACGCUCAAGACGGUAUGCUUUCGGACGCCAUCUUCCCGGAGUGGAAGACCGGUGCCCCGCGGGGUGGCGACAACCCCGAAGACUUACAGAAGAGUGAUCCCUUGGCUGCCCAGAUCUGGAAACUGUACACUCGAACAAAGACUUCCCUACCAAACCAGGAGCGGAUGGAGAAUCUGACGUGGCGCAUGAUGGCCAUGAGUCUAAAACGCAAGGAACGAGAACAAGCUCGGAUAUCGCAAGCCCAAAAGGAUACCACUAGUCCCAACUCGAGCGGCAUCGCCCAGUUGCGUCUAUCGGACCAAACCACCAAUAAUUCGCCCGAUCAUCAUGCUGACAUGAACAUGGAUGCGACGCCCGACCCGAUGAACAUUGACGAUUUUAUCGUCCCCUUUGAUUCUCCCGCAGAAUAUGCCUCCCACCCCGCUGCCGACCGACACUUUAAUGCGACUCCCACUGCAUCAAUCCCCAUCAAAGCGCGCAAGGACCAUCCCGUGAACGAUUCGGCCGCUGCCGCGUCAUUCCCCCACCCGCCGUCCGAUCAGCGCAAGAAUAGCGAGUUUGGCUACGUUACCCGUCGAGUGCGCAAGACCAGUGUCGACGAGCGUCAGUUCUUCGCUGGUCUGGCCGUGCCCACUCGCAAGCGACCGGCCGAUUCAUCGCCCCAGGUUCCCCCCGUUUCGAACACGAUGCUGGCGCAGCAUUCCGAGUUAUCCUCCACGCUUCCCGACUACUCCUUGGACCAUCCACCCCCAGCCUUUGCCAUGCCUGGAAACGGCACCCUAGGCGGGCGUCGUCCUCAGCACCACCACACCUCCAGCAUUCCCUUCAGUCUGGACACUUUCGGUGUCGGCGAAGACCAUGGCAUUCACUCGGCUGGGCCGUAUCAGCAACACUUUACCUUUUCUCCCUCCGAGUCCCCAAUGACUUCUGGCAACCCGUUCUCCAACCUGUAUGCGCAGACGCCAUUGGCAUCGUCCCUCAAUUCGACAGAGUUCUUCUCUCCGCCACCCUCGGGCUAUCAGUCGACCGUGUCGACUCCUCAGCCCAUUUAUGAAGGAGAGCAGUCCAUGUUCUUUAACGAUGUGCCGUCCGCAGAGUCCCAAGCCCAGCGCCGCAUCCCCAAUUACAUCCAGCAACGAACGUCCAACCUGUCGGCAUCGCUGCAGCCACGCCACAUGUUCAACACGACCAACGGCGAGUUUUCGGCCCCCACUGCUGUCACAGGUCCGCCUGCGAACAUGCACCAACCCGGGUUCUCCGUUCCACCACCCCAGCAUGUGGAUCCCACCCAAGUUCUAGGUUCCGGCGAGUUUUCCUCGACCGCCCCGACAACCAGCAUGUUUACGUUUGGUGGUGACUCGGAUAAUGAAGACGACGAUGGUCCCACGUAUGAACGUGGAGGAAUUACAAUGCCGAAUGACUUCCCCUCCAUGGACGACGGUGACAUGAACUCUGGCCUGACCUGGGAUUCUGGGUUCGCUGGAUCGGUCCAGUCACUGCCAGGCUUCAACGGCCCACACCGCAAGCAUGUCACCAUCGGAUCCGUUGAUAUGAUGGAUGGUCCUUCUGAUUGGCAGCACGCUGGCAGCUUGGGCCGUGGACUCGGCUCGGCCGCCUCCGUUAGCGAUGUUCGCAACCGAGAGCAGGACCCCCGUCGUCAGAAGAUUGCUCGCACUGCCUCGACUCCGAACGCUCCAGCACUGCUCCGACAGAGCAUGAACGGAAUCACCAGUGGCCCGCCUACCAACCACCCGUCCCCCAACACGCCUCCCGAGUCUGGUCUUAGCAGCGCAGUGCCAUCACGUCCCGGCAGUCCUGGUGGAUCCAAGAACGGUGACCCCAAUGCCGGCCCGACCACUUGUACCAACUGCUUCACCCAGACCACUCCCCUGUGGCGCCGUAACCCCGAAGGUCAGCCGCUGUGCAAUGCUUGUGGCCUGUUCCUGAAGCUUCAUGGAGUCGUUCGCCCGCUGUCGCUCAAGACCGAUGUUAUCAAGAAGCGCAACCGCAGCAGCGCCAACAGUCUCGCUGUCGGCACUUCUCGCUCGUCCAAAAAGUCAUCCCGUAAGAACUCCAUGGCGCAGGUGCCUUCCAGUCUUGUUGCCUCGCGCACUCCGAAUGGCAACUCUUCCGAGUCCCCUCCUGCCAUGAUUGGAUCUAGCACGAUGGGCAAACCAGGUGUGGUCCCCAUUGCCGCCGCUCCACCCAAGGCUGGACCCCCUGCCGGUGUAGCUUCAGCUCGUGCUGGAGUACAAGUUGCUCCUCGACGCCAGCGUCGUCUGGAGAAGGCUCCGACUGGAUCUGAUCCAGAUCCUGAGGACAGCCCUCGGGCCAACACCUCCGCUGGUCGGUCCAAGGUGGUACCCUUGGCACCCGCCAUGCUGCCUGCAGCCGCCAACCCAGCCAACCACAGUAUUGCUGGUGGUCAGGGUGCAAGCCAAGAGUGGGAAUGGCUGACCAUGAGUCUGUAA